Messenger RNA from Neocloeon triangulifer, 1484 nucleotides. It is a transcript of the gene emei, whose product is annotated as transmembrane protein 161B. NCBI's taxonomy places the organism in Eukaryota, Metazoa, Arthropoda, Insecta, Ephemeroptera, Baetidae. The transcript is spliced from 7 exons. The record is from RefSeq and is a predicted model, not a curated record. Bases 96 to 1424 code for a protein of 442 amino acids.
CUGUCACGUUGGUACAACCGGCAGACGACAAUCAGAGGAUUUUUGAGGAUUUGAGAAGUGGAGCAGCUCGAGCGAGUAAAAAUAGCCUGCCUCACAUGGCGGUGCUAGGGGCGCAGUUGGUGAUCACGAUGGCCGUGGCCUCGGUUCUGCAGAAACUGGGGCCUCACUACUCCCUGGGCCGGUGGCUUCUCUGCAACACUGGUCUCGUCCGCUUCCUGUACCCCACCGACCAGGAGCUGCGUGGGCUGGCUGGGGUGCCCAAGAAGAAGAAGGGCGACGCCGACACCUUCCACGUGCCCCGCAACCUCGACCUGCAGCUGGAGAAGGCGCCCGUCUCGUCUCUGGACGUGGUGCACCUGCGCUUCUACACCGAGUACCAGUGGCUCUUUGACUUUGCCGUCCACGCUGGUUUUGUGGUCAUCCUGUCCGAGAUCUGUCAGUUGAUCACAGGACCGCAGGACGAGGCCCGUCUAUCAGUUCUCUGGUGCCUCCUGGUCGUCGGAUUCGCAUUUAAGAUUCUGGCCCAGCUUGCUCUGCAGUACUUCAAGGGCGAGGAGAGCCUUGGAGAAAGGUCGAUCUGCAUAGUGGCCGCCUCGGCCUAUCUCCUGAUCGCUAUGGUCGUGCUCAUCAUGGAUGAGAAGAGGAUCGAAUUGGGUCUGGAGCAGGCGUACGCCUCCUUUCAAAGUGGUGCUUCUCAGUGGCUCAGCUACCAGGGCGUUGAUUCACAGGGACCUGCCUCGAAACUAAUUCUGAAGCUCUGUUUAGCAGUUUGGUGCUCAGUGAUUGGUGCUUUGUACAUUUUCCCAGGGCUGCGAAUGGCCAAGAUGCACAAAGACUCGCUCAAGUACUGUGAGGACAGACCUUUGUUGCGUGCCUUAAUGAACCUGAGUUUUGUUUCGCCUUUCCUUCUGGUGAUCCUGUGGAUCCGUCCCCUGUGCCGAGACGUUCUGGUGCCCAAACAUUUCACAGAGGCCGGAUUCGAGUCGCUCCGCCUGUGGUUCAUCCUCGUCUCGAUCUUCGUUCGCAUUGCCCUGAUGCCCGUGUACCUGCAGGCCUACCUCAACAUGGCGCACCUGCGGCUGGAGGAGCAGAAAAAGGAGGCGGGCAGGAUCACCAACAAGGAGCUGCAGCAGAAGGUGGCCGCCGUCUUCUACUACCUGUGUGUGGUGGCCCUGCAGUACCUGGCGCCUCUGCUCCUCGUCCUCUACACAAGCCUAGUCUUCAAAACUUUGGGUGGUCUUUCGUGGACUGGAGUUGACCCGGAGUGUCCCAUAUCAGGAGGAGGGAGCGAGGGGUUGAGCAUGAUUUUCACCACUGACGUCUUCAAGGGUCUUUUUGGAUUUGCCACUUGGUGGUGCACCUUCACCUGGUUCUCGUCAACGUGCUUAGGUGUUGCUUACCAGUCCUACUUUGGACGGACAUAGACUGACUCGUAUCUCAAUUUUAGUCACGUUGUGUUUUAAUAAAUAACUGAAAACAAGUAA